This is a messenger RNA of Ostrea edulis (European flat oyster), 811 nucleotides long. RefSeq lists its product as uncharacterized. Gene Ontology annotation, cellular component: nucleus. The coding region runs from base 91 to 783 and encodes 230 amino acids. The record is from RefSeq and is a predicted model, not a curated record. Lineage: Eukaryota; Metazoa; Mollusca; Bivalvia; Ostreida; Ostreidae. The transcript is spliced from 5 exons.
AAAAAAUUAAGAUUUCCGUCCACGAGCGCACUUACGAUUUCACUUACGAGAAAAAGCUUCCUUAGCUACGUACUUUCGUUUUGACUGCUCAUGCGCAGUUCGCAAUUUAGCGUGUCGUCUGUCAACAACAACAUGAGCAAACGGAAGCCGAACUGGAGUGUUGCAGAAAUUGAGGCCCUGGUGGGAGCUGUAACGGAAAAUAUAAGAGUCGUGAAGGGAAAGUUUACCCCCUCAUUGACGAAUGAGGUUAAGAAUCGCCAGUGGAUGGCGAUAACCGAGCGAGUCAAUACAGCUAAUGUGUCUAAGUGUGAUCGAGAUGUAGCAGAAGUAAAGAAAAAAUGGCAAGACUUCAGUAGCCAAACGAAAAAGAAGGAGGCCAUGAGGAUUCGUCACAGGCAAGCAACUGGAGGAGGUCCUGCAAUAGAAGAUGAUCUGAAAUCAUGGGAAACUCUGAUCAUUGGAACAUUUUCCAAGAGUGCCGUUGAAGGGGUGCCGGGUGGGGUUGAUUCUGGAGCACUAUCCUCAUCACAAAGCCGAAUACUCUUAGAGAAAGAAACAUCAUAUGUAUUUGAGGCAACUCUUGCUGAACAAUCACCUGCUGCUGAACAACCAUCUGCCUUCAUCACAGAUAACUCCAGUGAAAAGCCUGUGAGUGAGGAGUUUGAGACAGGUAUUGUAUAUACAUGUACACUAAUCUAUUUUUCAUACUUCGAGAAAUUUGGAAGUAUUCAAUGGUUUAACAGUAUAGGCAAAGUAGACCUACAAAACUGGUAUUUCCUGUAAGGGGAAACUUUCUGUGAUCCAUUAUCCU